UUAUUCAUGUUAUUAUCAUACAGAACUAACAAUAGACAUAUUUCCAUUAUGAUAAUAAAUUCACUUAUGAAACCGUCGGUUUUAUCGAAAAAAUUCAAACGUUUAGUGCAGUAGCAGCCAUAGAAAGUGUUCAAGUGGACUUUUUUGAACAAUUUCAAAGAUGGAAGAUGCAGUUCCCGUUCCAGAAUUCUUUGCUGGUCGCAGCGUCUUCAUUACAGGUGGAAGUGGGUUUAUGGGCAAAGUCCUUAUUGAAAAACUAUUGAGGUCUUGUCCCAAACUAGAGAAUAUUUAUAUGCUGAUAAGGGACAAAAAAGGAAAAAAUCCUGAUGAAAGGAUCAAGGAUAUGGUGGAAUUACCACUCUUCAAAGUGUUGCUGCAAGAGAACCCAAAAGCUGUAAAUAAAAUCAAACCAAUCAUUGGAGACGUUAUGGAACUAGGAUUGGGUCUCAGUGAGAACGAUCGUAAUCUUCUAAUUGAAAAAGUUUCCAUCAUCUUCCACGCUGCAGCUUCCGUUAGAUUCGAUGACCAUCUAACAGAUGCCAUAAUACUGAACACCAGAGGUACUAGGGAAGUUUGUCUAUUAGCGAAGCAGAUGAAGAAUAUCACUGCAUUUGUCCAUUUUUCCACUACCUACUGUCAUACUGACCGUAAAGUAAUCGGUGAAGAAAUAUACCCAGCUCAUGCUGAUUGGAGAGAAGCCAUCAACUUAGCUGAGAAUGUGGACAGAUAUACUAUGGACUUGAUAACAAAGAAAUAUAUCGAUCCUCUACCAAAUACAUACACGUUCACCAAGUCUUUAGCAGAGCAGGUCGUGAAUGAUUUGUGUGAUGGGAUAAUUCCAUCACUCAUCUUCAGACCUUCAAUAGUUAUAUCUACUUGGAAAGAUCCUAUACCAGGAUGGAUCGACAAUUUUAAUGGACCUGUAGGACUCUUAGUUGCAGUAGGAAAAGGUGUUCUUAGGACUCUAUAUACGGACCCAAAUCUACAAGCUGAUUAUGUACCAGUUGACAUAAUCACCAGAGGUAUAAUUGUUGGUACUUGGAAAAAAGGGAUGGUGAAAGAAUCCAGCAUUAGAAAUCAGGUAGAAGUGUAUAACUGCAGCCAGUGCGAUGUAUCUCCAGUUACCAUGAAAGAAAUUGUUCACAUUGGACAAAGUUUGCUAUUUGAGUGUCCUCCAAGCGGUGCCUUAUGGUUUCCCAACUGUUCUAUAACCAAAUGCAGAUACCUACAUUUCAUAAAGGUCAUUUUUUACCACCUACUUCCUGCGUUGUUCGUUGAUGGUCUGUUAAAAUUGGCCGGGCAAAAGACUAUUUUGAUAAAAGUACAUAGAAGAAUUUACACAGCCAAUCUUGCUUUGGAGUACUUCAUAACUAAUCAAUGGAAAUUCUUGAAUGAUAAAGGGAUGGCUUUAGAACAUCUGUUGCUUCCUUCAGAUCAGGCAAGCUUUGGAUACAAUUCAGAUGAAAUAGAUGUGGAUGAGUAUUUCAAAAAAGGAUUGUAUGGUGGAAGGGAGUAUCUUUUGAAGGAUCCUCCAGAGACUCUACCACAGGCUAGAAAAGAAAUUAAAAGAUUAUGGCUAUUGUACCGAGCUGUUACAGGAAUUUUCUACCUUACUUUGCUUUAUUUUACUUACUACCAUAUACCCUAUGCCAGGAUCUACAACAUCAUAUCAACUUAUGUUUAUAAUUAUUUUUCGGCUUUAUAAUUUUUAUUUCUAGUUUUUUUCAUGAUGUGCUAACAAAUGCAAUUCACUGAAAUGAAUUAUUAUUAUAGUUUUUAGGCAACAACUUAAUUGGAAUAAAUCAGUGACAAUAAUCACUGAAAAGAGAAAGAAAUUUUGAAAUAAGUAUAAAAUAUUUAUUAAUGAAGAAACAAUUUGCUUCAAUAUAAGUAUUAUUCCACAUCAAAAAACAGUAUAUUUUCCUAAUUAACAGUUCUAUGAGUUCCAAUUAUGGAAAUCAUUUCAAUUAUUUUUAUAAAAAUUAAUAUAAUAUUAAAUAAUUAUAUAUUU
Molecule: messenger RNA, 2011 nt
Organism: Harmonia axyridis
Lineage: Eukaryota; Metazoa; Arthropoda; Insecta; Coleoptera; Coccinellidae
Product: putative fatty acyl-CoA reductase CG5065
Exons: 9
Coding region: 161-1705 (514 amino acids)
Biological process (GO): long-chain fatty-acyl-CoA metabolic process
Cellular component (GO): peroxisome
Molecular function (GO): alcohol-forming very long-chain fatty acyl-CoA reductase (NADP+) activity
Source: RefSeq, a predicted model, not a curated record